AGGAAACCGCCUAGAGUUGGAGGAAGCCACUAUUACUAUCGUCAUGAGUUGAAAGGGCUAGACGAGUUACUAGGAAUAGUUCGGCUAAGAGAUAAAGGUUUGGUUGAGAGCAGGAGGCCGAAAAAGGAGUCUUGCCUAAUAGAAGAGGGAUAA
Dovyalis caffra is the source of this 153-nucleotide messenger RNA. NCBI's taxonomy places the organism in Eukaryota, Viridiplantae, Streptophyta, Magnoliopsida, Malpighiales, Salicaceae. The record is from the annotation of a GenBank genome assembly.